Entrophospora candida is the source of this 397-nucleotide messenger RNA. The record is from the annotation of a GenBank genome assembly. NCBI's taxonomy places the organism in Eukaryota, Fungi, Glomeromycota, Glomeromycetes, Entrophosporales, Entrophosporaceae.
GAACAAUCACAAAAAACAUUAUCUUAGGGAUUGUACUAAUUCUCCAAGGACUAUUCCAUCAAAACAUAUUAAUAUUAUUCAUAACUCAAUACCUCAAAAGAAAAUUCACAAUAGCAUUUGUUUGCCUGUGGAAUCUUUUGCAAAGGAAUCAUCUCAAUUUAAGACCAGUUUGCGUAAUCUUCAAAAUGCAGAAAACUGGACAAUAGAAGAGAUAAAUGUUAGCAAAAAGUUAUUAAAUGCAUGCGAAAUAGACCAUUUCUUCAAUAUUCUAGGAGAUCCUCAAGAAUUAGUAACAUGGUGUGAAAAUGAAUACAGAAAGCUAGAACAGAAGAAACAUUAUCUAAGUGGUGGAAAUCCAAUGAAAAAAGAAGUUUUCAAGAAGUAUCUUUAUUUGCAG